AUGCUCCCCCAAUUCAUCAUCGUCGCCCUCGCCGCCACCCUGACCACUGCGUACUUAGGGAUGCAUGUAUGGGCCCGGAACUCUGCUGCGGAUGCUGCGCAACCCAUUUUCACCAGGGCUUCCAACGAAAUUUUCUUUGACUUGCCUCCUAUGGUGCCAUGCCUGAUGCACUGCUUCGAAUCGGAGCUAAGGGAGACCAACUGCGCCCUGACGGAAGGCUCCAACUGUGAUCAGUGCAAGGGAGAGAAGUUCGCUGCGGCGAUGAAGGAGUGUUUGCCCACCAGCUGCAAGUCCGCUCUCGACUUCUCCAAGGCCGACGUGGAAACGAAGAUCAAGGUGUGUCCUAUGGACGCGAAUCUCCUUUCUGCGGCCUUCAAGGCUGCUGCGUAG
This is a messenger RNA of Tricharina praecox, 390 nucleotides long. RefSeq lists its product as uncharacterized. The record is from RefSeq and is a predicted model, not a curated record. The transcript has 4 exons. Lineage: Eukaryota; Fungi; Ascomycota; Pezizomycetes; Pezizales; Pyronemataceae. The coding region runs from base 1 to 390 and encodes 129 amino acids.